UUCGUCACUUCUGUUGAAAUCUGGCUUCGGAGAGAGAUAUAUAAAAGCCUCGGGCCGGCUGUCUCCAAACAUCAGCCUUGCCUCUUUGGAUUCAUUCGUUGAGUUUGACUUUCUGGGUCGAGUCCCGCCACAUCAUGUCUUCUGCCCACUCCCACGCCCACGACAAGGAGAAGCCCAAGCCGGGCACUGCCAUGGGAAGCUGCACCAUGGACAAGGCCUGCGAAACCAUAGUGCAAGUCUACCACCGCUAUGCCAUGCGCGACGGCAAGGAUGACAACCUGAGCCCCCGGGACCUGAAGCAGCUCCUGCAGGACCAGCUGCCCACGUUCCUCGCGGCCUGUGGCCGCAGCCACCCCAAAUACCUUGAAGACCUCUUCAAGGAAAUGGACACCAACAAAGACAAGCAGUUGUCUUUUGAGGAGACCGCCUACAUAUUUGCCAAGGUGGUUGACGAUUUCCACCGCAUCAGCCACAACGAGGACCGGUGUGGACCUGACCGGGAUUGAGUGGCACCACUUUGGAGAAGAACCCAUUGCAGCAUAUGUAUCAGAUCUCAGGGUUAGGAUUCCCAUCUGGAAAGGGGCAGAGGGAACCUUUGGCUCUCCAUACCUUGUGGCCUUCAUCUCCCAUCAGUCCUUCCCAUUGGUACACAUCUUCUGGCCUUCAUCUCCCAUAACUCCUUCCUAUUGGCCCAGAUCCUCUGACUUUGCAUCCAUCCUUCCUUAUUUUAGUAGAGGAUCUGCAGAUGAGAUGAACGAUAUAUAUGUUUUGCAAUGAUGUAUUACCCACCAUGUUUGAGUCCAAAAUUUUGAAUAAAGACACCUUGUAACAUA
Anolis sagrei ordinatus is the source of this 833-nucleotide messenger RNA. The record is from RefSeq and is a predicted model, not a curated record. Lineage: Eukaryota; Metazoa; Chordata; Lepidosauria; Squamata; Anolidae.